This is a messenger RNA of Chiroxiphia lanceolata (lance-tailed manakin), 5127 nucleotides long. It is a transcript of the gene FANCC, whose product is annotated as FA complementation group C. The transcript is spliced from 16 exons. Bases 232 to 1914 code for a protein of 560 amino acids. Gene Ontology annotation, biological process: interstrand cross-link repair; nucleotide-excision repair; cellular response to oxidative stress. The record is from RefSeq and is a predicted model, not a curated record. Lineage: Eukaryota; Metazoa; Chordata; Aves; Passeriformes; Pipridae. Gene Ontology annotation, cellular component: Fanconi anaemia nuclear complex.
UGUAUUGUGCUGUCUGACACAGGCUGUGGUGGAGGAACUUCAGUACAGCAUGCUUUUAAAGAAUACUGUCUGAAAAUGUAGCUGGUCUUUUAUUUAAACUAAAGACUAGGGAAGAUAAGUGCCCUUGACUUUGGACAAAUCAUUUUCUGUUUGUGCCUCUGUUUCCUCAUGCUUAUGCAGAAAUGCUUUUAACUCUGCAGAACUGAAGUAUUUCAGUGAAAGGAUUGUAUAAUGGCCCAGGACACUACAGUGCCCAAACUGAACUUUGAAUAUUGGUUGGAUAAAGCUGUUGAAUGGGGUCAAGCCACUACAUUGGAAUCCCAGAAAGAUGUGUGCCUUCACUUACCCCAGCUGCAGGAGUUUCUACAUCAGCUUUAUGAAACUUUGAAAGAUGUGCAGGGUUCAGUUGCAGCAAUCCAGCAGUUCCCUUUAAUUGGACAGCUUUUAGGAAGGCUCUGUUGGAAUCCUUUUGUUAUAGGAUAUGAUGAAAGCCAGGAGGCUCUGAUGUGGUGCUUGUGUUGUCUGUACAGCAGUGAGCCACAGAACCCUGUGGAGAUGAAGGCCAACAGCUGGAUCCGUAGUUUGCUGUGCCAUCUCCUUUCUUCUUCUGAGUGGGAAAGUAAUGAAGCUGAAACCAAUCUGUUCAUAUCAACUCUGGGCUACACGUCAGCAGAUUAUUAUGGUCACUUAGUUAAAAAUAUGAUCUUUUCACUAGUAACAGAACUCAGAGAAAAUCCUUUCAAUGGACUUAAUAUUCAGAGAAGUGUUUCAGCCAGUCGUGUGAAUGCUGUGUCCAUUUGCUGUGUCCCUCUCAUUACUUUACCUGACCUGACUCCCUUGCUGGAAACUCUUCUUCUUUACCAUGGAGGUUCACCAAAAGAAAUUCUCUGUCCAGAGUUUCUGGAGGCUGUGAAUGAGGCCUUUUUAAAGAAGAAGAUCUCCCUUCCUGACUCAGCUGUCUGCAGCCUCUGGCUUCGGCAUUCACCAAGCCUGGAAAAAGCGACCUUACAUCUUUUAGACCAGUUGGUUUCCAUUCAGCUGAACUCACUGGAAGAAGUGGCUUGUGUCAUAAAAGACUCAUUACUGCCACAAGCAGCGAGCCAUCCUGCCAUUUUCAGAGUUGUAAAUGAAAUUUUCAAGAAUGCACUGCUGGAAACUGAUGGAGCUUCAGAAGUUAUGACCAUAAUACAGGUGUUUACACAGCUCUUCCUUGAGGCUCGUCAGAAUCAAAACGAGCAGCUUAAAUUCCCAUUGAAGGCGUACUUCCCUUGCCACCACCAGCCUCUGGUAAGAGCUUUACUCAGACGUCCCUCUGAACUCCCAACUGCAUCCUGGUCUCAACACUUGAAAAACAUUUCAGAUAUGCUCAAAGCAUUAGUAGAAGAUAUAAACGUUAGUUCUCUCACUGACCUUUUUGAAACCUGGUAUUUGGUUGCUUGUUUUGGAGAAUGGCUGGAUAUUGCAGCAGAAAAAUUGCUCAAGGCUGCUGUACAACCAGAUGCUUUGCUGUGGCUGCUGGCAUUUUACUACUGUCCUCAGAAUGAAAAUCAACAAAGGACUCAGGCAAUGGUAGAAGUUCAAGCAGUCUACAAUCAUCUAAUGAUGCUCUUCAGCUGUACAGACCUUUCUCUCAGAGAUCUGGAGGCUGCUGUGCACAGGAUAGUGGGGACAGGGCAGUGCUGGAACCAGCCUCUCAUGACACAUCUUCUGACCAACUUUUUGCUCUUUUCAUCUGGUGGACAUUUGGUUGCCCAGGAAUGUAUUUACCAUAUUACUGAGACAACUGAUACAAGCAAGGAAGUUUAUAGCCUUCUUACCCGUACUGCAUACAGAUUUAAACAUCAUGGAGAAGGAAACCAGAGGACUGUCAAGCUGCUGAAUGAACUUCUUCAAAAACUUACAUUGAAAGUUUAGAUUUUUAAUAUCAUCUAUUUAUCAAGCCAACAAAUCAGAUCUUUAUCUAUCUUUAUUUAUUAAUGUCAGAAUUCCAUUAGCAUCUUGCACCACAGGUAACCAAGGGUAGAAAGACACAUACAUAAGCAUAUCUCCUAAUUUCCUGUUCCCUCGUCUAUAUUUUAAAAUAAUCUGUUGUUUGGAAAUAUUAAUCUUUUGAAAUGGAAUAGUAAAUAUUAAAGAUGGUUGAAAAUUGUGUUCUGAACACCUUCUGUAACAUGAGACCUACAUCAGUUAAAGCAGUUCACUCAUCUCCUUGUUGUUCAUCUGGCUGAGGAUCAGUUUUUCUCCCAAAUCACAGAUGUGGGGUUUUGUUUAGCAAACCAUAUCCAAUUGCUUAAUUGGUAAGCUGUUCCUAAAAUGUUUUGUUGUAUAAUUUUGCUUUUAUGAAACCCACGAUGGUCUCGAGUGAUUCAUGGUGAAGGUACUCCACGUUCUCAGGAAGUCAGCAACGUUUCCUGAACUCUUUCCUUCUUUCUGAAAAUGUUUCCAAAAUAAAACUUCUUCCAGAUUUGCUAAAUGUGUUUUUUUCAGUACAGCAGCUUCCACAGGAGAGUGUUCACUGCAGAGUACUAUUCCAAUAGCUGGUCUUUGUCAGCAGAUACUGCAGGUAAAGACUGCUUGCAAUAGAGCCCACUUAACAGUGUGCCAUGACUGAUGUUAUUCAAGGAAUCUUUUCUUUUAUUCAGACAAAAUAGGGCAAGCACAACAGAGACAUAAGGACAUUUUCCAGUUUGAGGGCCAAAUUUCCUAAAAGGAGCAUAUGGCUGCAAAUCAUUGCCUUCAUUUUUGUGUCCAGAGGUAGUUUGCUUCCUUCUUUGUUUAGGUUUUUUGUCUCCUACAAAGAGUACAGACAGGGAGCAAUGGCUUACUUUUUUACCUUUGCGGAAGUAAAGGUAAAAAAGAAAAACUUCUGUCCCAAGAAGUUUUGUGAACUUGUUCCUAGCUUAAUCAGAAAAAUAAGCAUGCAGAAUAGUAAUAACAGAGGAUCACAACUUUCCUCAGUAAUUUGUUCUAGUAUGUUACUUAGGUUUGAUGCCAAAACUUGUGCUGUGUUCAAAGAUAUUACUUGGAAAACUGUUCUUGCAUAUAAAAUCAGUCAUGUAUCUUGAAUUAAUGCAGCUUUUUGAAUGUAACAUUUGUUUUUGAACAAGGGAAAAAAAAAAACCAAUGUACUUAGUGUCCCUUGGCUGUAACAAGUGGAAAGAUAUUUUCUGUAAUGCUGUUGACUGACUUCUUACAAUUUUGUUCCUAGUGAGUCAUCCCACAGGAUUUACAUGCCCUCUCAAUGGGUUUGCUAGUGAAGUAAAAGCAAAUACUUUUACUUCACUAAUAGUGAAGUAAAAUAAUGUGUGUCUGUGAAGGAAGGGGUUUUUUUCCCUUUGAUUCAAAAUGAAAAUUCAGAAAGGAUAUGUUGCAAUUUUUCUGUUCUUGAUAGCCGUACAUAUCUAAAAAAGCAAAAUCAAGCAACCUAGUUUUCUGUUCCCUGAACACCAUACCUGAAAAGCAUGGGAUUCUGCUAAAGUAUUGGUUGAUCACAAACUCUGAGAUAUUUGUCUACUGGAAACACUUGUGGAGUCUCAACCUAGAAUGAUAAAUAAUCUAAAAUUUUAAUCCAAAGGAACAACGAUUUUUCUUUUGUUUGUUUAAUUUCUAAUCUGGUUGUUGGAUGUGGAGCUCUUUGGUUAUCUAUUCUCCAUAGUAUGUCUAUGUGUAAUAUUAACUACUUAGAAGGAUUGGCAAAGAAUUGCAAUAUAUGAUUCUUGCACAUUAGUUAGGUGGAUGAUAUGAGUAUUAUAUUUAGAUAUGUAUUACACUUUUUGGAGGGGAAUUUUUGUGUCUUUUUACUGUACUGUCUUUUAUUUUUCCACCAAAAAAAUGCAUGAAAAUUCUUCUAACAUUCUUAUAUAAAAAUCAAUAUCCUGAUAAAUAGGGAUAAGUCAAUUCAAGAGGAAGGAAAUGUGCAGUGAAUGCAGUAAAAACGCAAAAUUAGUAGUGAAUUGGUGCAUUCUCAUUUUCCUGUGUUUGGCUUCUUAAGAAAUACUGCAUGAUUUAAAUAUUAUAAGGAGAGUUUGCUCGUUUCAGGAGGCUUUAAGGAAGAAACCUAAUUGAUGCUGUCUGUAACUUAAAACAGAUACAUGUGUACUGGCAUUCUUCUUGCUCUAUUUAGCAUUGCUGUUCUAAAUCUUUGGUAUUUCUUUUUCCUUGCUCUUUCACAGUGCUUGAAUUAUGAUCUAACUUUGAUAGAAACUGUGAUUUUCUGGGAUGUUGAAGCUACUUUUUUUAGUUUGCCAGUGGAAGGCAGCGGUGAUUUGGUAGAUCUGAAUAAUGGAGGAUUUCUCAUGUCAUGGCUCCUGCAUUGCCCAUCCAAUGUGCAUCUUCUCCUCUGUAAUUGCUGCUUUUUGUAAAUGUUCCUUGAAGCCCUCAGGGUUGUACUUUUAUGCUGAACCAGCCAACGAGUUCUGAAAUCAGGCUUCCAGUAGCUCAUUCCCUGGCCUUCUGUCUCCAGGUCACACCCUGGUUGUGGAUGUGCACUGAGCACAGAGAACUGUUCAAAAUCCUUCUGCUUCAAGGCAUUGCUUUGAAUAAGAACACAGACAGUAAAUUUUACUUCCUUGUUGAUUAUGCUUCUUUCCAGUCUAAGGCUGCUAAGUUACAGCUUUUUGAAUUCUGCAAGCUUGCCAGCAUGGGGCCAGGUGAUUUCUGUGGAUUUUCUUCAGGGGGGAAAAAAAAAGACCACGUCUAUGGCUUUCAUUUAAUCCAUAUCUCAGUACAGUGCCAGUACAAAGCAGAACACAUUUUAUUUUGUGAUGUAUUAUAGGAACAGGUAUCUUGUCAGAUACUGCAAUUUAGCUGAUCAGCAGUAACAUGUUAAUCAGUUACUUCUAGGGUUUGUGAUUAAGUUUCUGUACUCACAGCAUUGUAAGUGCAAAGAGGUGUUAAUAAACAGACUGAGGAUGCAAGUGAGAUAAUAUUAGUUUUGGUUAGCUGAAAUUCAUGCCAGUGUGGUGUGUUUGGCUUGGUACAAUACCAAAUUAGCAUUAUACAAGUUUAGGAUAAAACAUCUGGCAAAAAUUACUUGCAAUUAUUAAACAAACACUGUUAAACCAGGUUUACUCCAUUUUGUUGCUGUAUUAUCUAACAACAGAAUAAAAUACUCAUGUUCUCUGUGAA